CCCUUCUGUCUUCAUAUGCGACAGAAGUCUUCAUACCACACGUCUGCAAAAGCUCCUUCUUCGCCCAUCCAGGUAUACACAAUGAGCGCCGAAUGGAACCAAUGGCGACGCAGGCAAAGUCCAAACAGAAGCGAGGAUAGUGAGGAUGAUGGAUAUGAAAAUUCCGACCGUCGUGCAGGUUCACCUGUUUAUGAUUCUGACCAGCGUAGAGAUCCUGAUUGGUGCGGAAAAUCUGCCCGGUAUGCAAAUUCUGGCCGGCGAGGACACUCUCCCCGGUAUGCAGACUCUGACCGGCACGGAAACCCUGCCCGUUAUGAAGACCCUGGCCGGCAAGGACACUCUCCCCGGUAUGCAGACUCUGACCGGCACGGAAACCCUGCCCGUUAUGAAGACCCUGGCCGGCAAGGACACUCUCCCCGGUAUGCAGAUUCCGACAACUAUCGUGAAAAGACUUCGGAAUAUGAGGUCAACACCUCCACAGAGAGUAGCGACGACGACGACGAAGGACAACAAUAUCACGGACGAUAUGGUCAACCUGCGGUCUCUAACCAACGAAAAUCUUAUGCUUCACGACGCCCUGUUCACCAAGAGUCAGAGGAAGAAGAAAGUGAGGAACAAGGAAAUCAGUGGCUGGUUAAUUUCCUUGCAGGAGAAUCAAAAUUCAAAGCAAAAAAGCUUGCUAUUAUAAAACAAGGUAUACAACUGAAUGAGUUAGAAAGUAUGAUUCAGCAAAACACACACAUCUUCCAAGAAACAGAAGAAGAUGUGUAUUUGAGACCUCAGCUUAAGAUAUGUGUCUGGUUUUUGUCCCCCCGAGGAUGUUCUGCAAGGUCAAGUUAUAAAUGCAGUGAUUUGCAUAUAUGUCCACAGUAUAUUUCUGGUUCUUGCAAUGACAAAAAUUGUCCCAAGGGGCAUGAUUUGAUCACUUCUCACAAUAUCCAAAUUUUACAGCCGUAUUUUUUGAGAUAUAUUAACUCAAAUCUUCUAACAAAUAUCUUGCAAAUCUCUCUUGCUGACAUAGAUAACGAGGAAGACAAUGAGCCUCUCAUCAUAUGUGAAAAGUACAACCAAGAUCAAUGUUUUGACAAGAAAUGCCAAUAUUUUCACUUCUGCAAAUAUCAUCUGGAAAGUAGGCUUAAGUGUAACGGUCGUAGGUGCAAGUUAAACCAUUCUUUUACGGCCCCGGCCUGCAUUGACCUUCUUGAAAGAAAAGGUAUUGACACUAAUGAGUCUCCUAAGGACAUUUUAAAUGAAAUCUUCACCUGUUUCCCAGAAUUGGAAAAAUCCAACAGGCAAACCUCAGUGAAAAACAAAUCCUCGCAUCAACAGGCAUCUCCAUCCCUCUCUCCACCUCGGAAUCGCAGAGCACCUCCUCGAGCACCUAUUGCUGAGAGUCAAUGGACUACUGAAGCAACUGAGUUAGAAGGAACUGUAUACAUACCUGAGAUUUGUUACAAUUCAGUGGAAAAUAAGUGUUACAAUGAAAGGUGUCAGCGACUCCAUUCCAACUUACCCUUUCAUUGGCAGGUAAGCGUUGAUGGCGUUAAUUGGAUCAACCUCCAUAAAUCCCACGUUGGUCAUUUGGAAAAAGAAUUUUCUGAUCCAAAUACAAUCAGAACUGCCCUUCCUGUACCGAAGGGUAAGGAUGUACAUAAGAAACUUCUUAAACUCCUGGGCCCAAGCAAAUGCGUAGCAGACUUUGAAGAUAUGCAAAUUACUAGUCCUGGUUUAAGGACACCAUUACAACUACGACGUAUAGCCCUAGAACAAGGAAGUAGCGAUGCAGAAAAGUUGUUCUUGUGGUAUUUCUUGGAUGGGAAUAAUAAGUGGGUGCAGUAUGGAGAAGUAGACACAACAAAAAGAACAUUCCUCAAAAGCAGCAUAACCUCAGAAGACAUAGAAAAGCAUUACAUUCAAAACCCUCAAAAACUGAUGACCUUUAAGAAUGAUUUAUUUACAUAUGAGCUUGACUUCGUUCAAAUGAAGCAGGAGAACCAGUCCACAAACGUUGUUCGGGAUGUAAGACGUCGCCCAGUACCACCUCAGAUGUCACCAUGGUACUCUUGGUUUGGAAAAUAUCUAGGAAAAAUUUACGAAUGAGAACGUCGUUUUCUUCGUAGGAGAGAGAGAGAGAGAGAGAGAGAGAGAGAUGAUAACAUUGAUCUCCUGUGGUUUUCUGUACAAACCUGUUUUAGGAAGUAAUCAGGAGGAAGAGUAAGGAGAAUGCGACCCUGGAAGAAAAAUGCAACUUCCUAAUAGAGUUAUCAUUGAAGGCCUAAGAUAUCACUUAAAAACAACAACUUGUAUAUUGAUUUUUUGAUUAACGUAUUUAUCUGGGGCUAAUAUUUUUCCCUCAAUUGUAAUAAGUAAUUUCUGGGGAUAUACAAAUCCCAAAACUAAGGACGCGUCUACACAGAGAAAGUUCAAGCGAGUAAAGUUAAAUGUUAACUCGCUACCCGUGUGGACAAGUCUAUAAACUAGUGUUUUAUAUAUAAGACCUUUCGCUAUUGCUAUUGAGGACGUGGUCUAUAGUAGAUGAUCCCUGUUUGUUCCAUUAGUGAGUAUUUUUCUCUUGAAUUUGAGCAACACUUGAGUACUUUCAUAUGAAUAUUCGUUUGCUCUUACUAGGAAAUAUGCAAAAUGUGUAUUACUUCGAACCUUUGAACAUUUAUCAGCUUUAGAGCUUAUUUGCCUGAACAUUUUUGUUCUAAACUUGGUAAUGUGAACAUUUCUUUGUCUUUGUCUUAUAGUCAUUAAGCAUGGUAUAUUUCGCUAAUCGCAAGUCAUGGUUAUUCUAAAUUACUGGUAGAUGAUUAUACAUUGUUUAGUUGAUAUGUAAGAUAAUCAAAAUAAAAAUGUCUUCCUUGCA
Penaeus monodon (black tiger shrimp) is the source of this 2869-nucleotide messenger RNA. RefSeq names its product protein mono-ADP-ribosyltransferase PARP12-like. NCBI's taxonomy places the organism in Eukaryota, Metazoa, Arthropoda, Malacostraca, Decapoda, Penaeidae. Gene Ontology annotation, molecular function: zinc ion binding. The transcript is spliced from 3 exons. Bases 16 to 2100 code for a protein of 694 amino acids. The record is from RefSeq and is a predicted model, not a curated record.